This is a messenger RNA of Solanum lycopersicum (tomato), 966 nucleotides long. RefSeq names its product DNA-directed RNA polymerase V subunit 7. Lineage: Eukaryota; Viridiplantae; Streptophyta; Magnoliopsida; Solanales; Solanaceae. The record is from RefSeq and is a predicted model, not a curated record. Gene Ontology annotation, biological process: DNA-templated transcription initiation. Gene Ontology annotation, molecular function: single-stranded RNA binding; single-stranded DNA binding.
AUAAAUAUUAAUUUAUCAAUUAAAUAUAGCACAAAUAAUCAACACAAGUAAGCUAAACUCAUUCACUGAACUUCCCGUACCUCACCUUCUCCGUCGCCGGUUUCUCCGCCGAAGGUCAUAUAAAAUGUUUUUGAAAUCUCAAUUAUCAUGGAAUGUGAUAAUCCCUGCUGAGAACCUUGACGUUGAAGGUUUAAUGCUUCAGAAGGCAAUUGUUAUUCGCCUCCUGGAUGACUUCGCUUCGAAGAAGGCGUCCAAAAGUCUUGGUUACUUUAUGGCUGUUACUACAUUGGAGAGGAUUGGGGAAGGGAAAGUUCGAGAACACACUGGUGAUGUGCUUUUCCCUGUCGAGUUCAGCUGCAUUACCUUCAAGAUAUUCCGUGGAGAGAUUUUAGAUGGGGUUGUUGAAAAGAUCUUGAAGCAUGGUGUCUUCUUGAGAUGUGGCCCCACAGACAAGGUAUAUCUCUCUCAUCAGAAGAUGGCUGACUACAAGUAUGUGCCUGGAGAAAAUCCCAUCUUUAUGAAUGAGAAGAUGUCCAGAAUUGAGAAAGACACUGUGGUGCGUUUCAUCGUGGUUGGAGCAAGGUAUGUGGAGGCGGAGAAGGAAUUCCAAGCUGUUGUGAGCUUGGAGGGUGAUUACCUCGGACCCAUCUCACAAAAUGCUGUUUAGAUUUCGGUUAAUCACCACCGUUGGUUCAUUUCAGACAUAGACCAGUGAUAUGUGAAGCUAACUUCUGUAGCUAUAUCUGUAUUUAGUACUGUUUUGACUUUUUCUUUUGUUAUUGCUGACCCUCUGUUUAGUGUCUUUGGUUCCUUGAGCCCUUUUGUUAAGGUGAUAAACCUUUCCAACAAAAUACCUUUCUGAAGUGUCUAGUUCUCUUGACUGAUUUCUCUCUAUGUGAACUCAUUUAUUAUGUGUUGAAAAUGUUAUGAUCAGUCGUUCAAUGAUAGAAAUUUUGGUGCAUGGUG